AUGGGCUCGAGAAGAGCUUCGAGGCUGGGGGAGGGUGCUGCGGAGGCACGAGUGCUCAUUGCUCUGCGGGAUUCUCUGGAGAUGGUCGAGAGCGGUUUGGAGCGGUUGAUGGAUGAGGAGCAGGUUCUGCAGCAUCAGCUGCAGCUGGAGCAAGCUCAGCAGCAGCGGGAGAUGCAAGAGUGGGGGCCGGGAGAGCGGGUGAAGCACCCAAAGAGCCAUUAUGGCAGGGAAUCACGUGGAGGGGAACGCGGAAGAGCAGCGGCGGACGCGCGCGGAAGAGCAGUGGCUGAGCUGCAGAUGGCGCUGCGCGUGGUGUGGUCGCAGGGGGAGAGCCAUCACGGCCGCGAGGAAACGGUGGUGAGGGAGUUGCUUCACUUCAUCGCCAGUGUCGCCCAGAUCCUGCCAGGAGCAGACAACCCUGUAGCAGAAGAAAACCCCGCACGACACGAUGCCAAGCACCCCUCGGGGCGUCCGGUUACCACAGUUGCACCUGUUGCUGCUGCUGCUGCUGUUGCUGCCGCUGCCGCUGUUGCUGCUACCAGUGCUUCAGCUCUUGCUUCCCCUGACACCUUCUCAUCCACUUUUCCUGCACCUUCUGCAACUGCUCCUGAUCCUCUAGCUCUAGAGCCUCCCUCCGUUUCUUCUGCCUCACGUCUGGUCCCCCUGCCUCUGCUGCCACUCCAACGCCUAGCCCAUCCCUUCCUGAACAGUAGCUUUCGUCUCGUUGACGCUCUUACGGGCGGCAUGGUUCGGCAGGUUUCGUCUGGGUUCUCCGGCUUGUUCCGGAACGUGUGUGGCAAGCCGAACCUGUUUUCCAAGCCGCUGGGUCAGCUUGGGUCGCUGGACGGCACGGUGCUCGGAUUGGGCGGCGCAGUGGGGGUUACUGUAGGUUUGGCACUUAUGGCUGCUAAUGCUGCAAACGGGGGGGUUACUAACGGGGUUUAUCAGCGAGUAGGGGUGCCUCUGAGGGUGGAAGCAGGGAAGAGGGAGUGGGGAUGGCAGGUUGAUACCGAGGAGCAAAAGUACUGGGCUGAUGAGCACAGUGCGAGAGCGUAUGCUGGUACUGGACAUGACAGUAACGAGUAUAGUCCUGGCGUGGAGGGGCAUAGAGAGUUGGGCGGAGGGGAGGCUGAGGGAAAGGUGAAUAUUCCUAUGGAGAGGGAAGUUGAGCGGGGAGGGGAGGAAGUGGUGGGAUAUGCGGAGAUAGUGGGAGGGCUGGUAGCGCCUGUGGUGCGCGAGGAAGGUUAUGGAAAAGGACAUGGGGGGGAAGGGUAUGGGGAGAGGUAUGGGGAAGGUGACUCCUCUCCCAUAAUUUCUUCCUCUGGAAAUUCUUAUGGAAGUUCUUCUCUUUCCAGAGCUGCUUCUUCUAGAAAUGACGCCCCUGUUCGUGUGCAUGAGAUGGUGGGAGACUCUCCUUUGCAUGUGGUGGGCGAGUGGGAGGGGAUGGGCGGACGAGGGGAGGAGGAGGGAGCACUGCAUGUGCUGCGGCAGUGGGAAGGCGGGCAGGAGGACGACUGGGGUGGCGCUCAGUGGGACUGGCUUGCAGAGGAAGAUGAUGAGGGGGGGAGGUUUGUAGGAGAAGAGGUGGAGCAGUGGGAAGGGAGGAGCGAAGGGAUGAGUGAGGGCGGGGUGAUGGUAGGGGGUUGGGAGGAAGAGGAAGAGGGUGUAAGGGGUGGGGUGGUGUAUGGUGAUGAGGAUGGUUCUGCGGUGUGGCAGCGGGGGCCUAUCCCGGGGCCUAUGUCUAUGGGAGGUUCUAUUCAAGAGUCUGUGUCUAUGUUAGGGGUGCGGAAAAAGGAGGCAGUUCAUGGUGGUGAUUCUCUGGGGCAGCAGCAGGAGUGGUCCCAUGACCACCGGGCGUCAGUGGGGGAAGAGGAAUUGCUGGAGAGGGGGGAGGAGGGGAGACGGAGCGAAGUGGCAGAGGAGGAGGACGGCGCGGAUGUUGACGAGUUGAUCUCUUGGUUCACGAGAACCACCGUGGAAAGGGCGGUGUCGUUCAUCAGCUCCCCAGGGCUCAUCGAGCACGCCGUGGCGAUCGAGAGGGAGCUGCUGCACCUCGAGGAAUCGCUCACCGCCGAUCCCUCUGCCUCUCCCCCCGCCGACUACGGCCAGAACGACACCAAGUCCGAUGCAGAUUUCGACGGCGACGAUCGCGGCAUGUCGCUCACUCGCGACAGCUCGCUGCGUGCGCGACGCUCCAGCUCUCGCUCGCCGUCGCCCAUCCGGCGACUCAUUCAGAACGGGUUGCGAACGGUGGCGGAGAGCAACGGCAACGAGGAAGGAGGCGAGCUCAUCAUGCGCAUCCGCAAGGCGAUGCACAUGCGGCUGGGCAUGCUGAGGCGCGAGCAGAACGUGGCGGUGGCGCGCGCAGCAGCAGGCGGCUUCACGCGCGACGUCCUCUCGUCGCUGCUGCUCUUCGCCGACUGCUUCGACGCCCCGCGCCUCAAGCAAGCGUGCGUCCAAUUCUCCACGCUCCUCCGCCGGGAGCUCCAAGCCAACCCGCCGCCCGCCACCCCUCCCGCCAUGUCCGCAGUCUGGCUCCCCCUCGCCCCGGACGCCGCCACCAUCGCCGACCCUGCGGAGGCCGCCGAAGCCGGCGGAGACUCUCAAGCUGCGGCUGCUGGACCCUUCGCUAUAGGCACACCCGUUGGUGGUGCCGCCCAUACCGGCCCGUACUCCUUCGUACCGAUGUAUACUCCCGGUUCGUCUGGCUACACCCCCGGCUCUCCCUUCCCUUAUGGCCUCGUGGCUGUAGCCCCCGGCGCUACAGCCGCCGCCGGCCAGUUCCCCGGCGCUACAGACAUGGCGGGGUUCGGGCGCGGAGGGGGGAACGGCGGAGGAAUGGGGGGAGGGCCGCCGGGGGCGGUUAGGAUCGGGGGAAAGCCGGUGUUCGGCGUGCAUCACCACCACUACCACCGCAUGGGGGGUGGCGGGCGGAAGAACCGAGCGGCUGCGCGCAUCUCCCCCAAGCUCCGCUCGUGGGGGAACAGCGGUGGCGCGGAUGGCGCCGGUGCUGGUAACGGUGAGCGCAAUGGGGAGCUUGCUGACGUCAGCAGCGCGCGGUACUAUGACUCGGAUUCCGGUCUCCCUGGCGGAAGGGCGCGCGGCGGAGGCGCAAGGGGAGCGGCGGGCGGAGGAGGCGGAGCGGGGGAGGAUAUGGGGAAUAUGUCCGAAGCCGACAGUUUCAUCAGCACCGUUGAUGUGGAUGCGAUGAACGGUGCGGAUGCGGAGAUGCUGGUGCUGGGAGUUGCGGGGCGUCCGGGGAGCGCGGGCGGGGGAUUCGCUAGCAGCAGCGGCUGGAGCAGGGGGAAGGGGGGAGGCGGGGGAGGGGGAAUCGGGAUGCUCCGGCGCAGUGGGAGCGGAAGCCUGUUUGUGCGCCCGUCUGCUGUGGCUGAAGGCUCAGAUGAGUUUGAUGACGCGGAUGAGGAGGAAGAGGAGGAUUACGAGGGUGCGGGCUUUCCAGGGGAAAGAAGGCAGCAGCAGCGAAACAAGCAGCGCCAGCAGCAGCAGCAGCAGCAGUCACAGCUCGUUCUAGACCCUGAGCUGAUGCGGAGAAUCCAGGAGGUUCAGCUGAUGCAGCCCGGUAACCAGCAGGAGGCGGAGCUUCAGCAGCAGAUGCUGCAAGACCUGCUAGCGCGGCAGCAGCAGCAGCUGCAGAUGCAGAUGCAGCAGCAGGAGCGGCUGAUUCAGCAGCAGCAGCAGAUCCAGCAGCUGCAGCAGGAGAGCAAGCAGCGGGGGGAGCAGGAGCAGAGGGAGAAGGAGAAGCAGAAGGAGAAGCAAGAGGAGGAGCAGAGGGCGUUGGAGCAGGAACUCGCAGGGAAGGACUGGCUUACGGAUCCCACCACUCAGGCGUUCCUCAAGCAGCCUAACACAGCCGCAGCAGCAGUGGCAGCAGGAGGGACUGAUGGGGCGCUUUUCGGGCUUGGCAGUGGCAGCAGCAGCGCUGGUUCGGACUCUGGGCCGUUUUCAGAUGAUUUCAUGCUCAUGUCCGGUGUCUCAUCCUCUCCUUCCCCUGAUUACCUUACUGGUGGGGGAGGAGCAGCAGCAGCUGCAGCAGGAGGGGCAGGAGGGGUGUCUGCUUUUGACCGCUCCCGUUCCCUUAACCAGGUGCCUUAUAACGGGGGCGCGAAUCUGGAAGCGGAAAUGCUGGGCGUGGUGGCAGGCGCAGGCGCGGGGGGAGACUCAUCUACCCGCGAUUUCCUCGGGGAAGAUGCUCUCCGCGGUCCUGUGGACGAAUCUGGACCGUCGAAUCACGAGGAUCUGAUGGCGUGGGAGGCGUCGCUGGGAGAGGCGAUGCUGGUGGGAGGAGGGGCGGAUGGUUCUUCCUCCUCUUCCUCUUCUCUGUAUGGGGAUGAUAUGGAGCUGAGCCUUGCUGCUGAGAGGGCGGCAGGAGAAGCAGCAGGAAGGGGCGUGGGGAGGAAAGUGGGCGCAGCAGGAGUGGGAGCAAGAGGAGUGGGAGGGGCGGGGAGAGGGCGGGGAGUGGUGGGGAGCGGUGUGGCGGGGCGAGCUGGGAUUGGCGCGCGUGGGCGGAGUUUGUCGUCGACUUCUGCUGUUGGUGUGGGUGCGGGACGUGGCCGGGGCCGGGCUGCGAAUCCGCAGGACCGGGUUCUGAUGGAGAUGGAGAGGAAGCAGCAGGAGGCUGCUCGCCGCAGGGAGGAGGAGAAGAAGCGGCAGCAGGAGGCGAGGCAGCAGCACCUCAAGCGGGGGGCGACAGGCCUCGUCCGCUCCACCUCCACCUCUGGCAUCGAGAGGCGCCGCACCACCACUGCCACUACUGGCGUUACUGGUACUGCUGGUAACCGCACCGCUACUACCUCGGGUGCGAGAGGUACCCUGGGGUCCCUUGCUGGUAGCAGGUCCCUCUCCCAGCAUACUGCUUCCUCUGCCAUGAGACUCGCUGCUGCUGGGGCUACAGCUGGUGGUGCUGCUGCUGGUGGGUCGUCUGUUUCUGGGGCUGCACGGGCAGCUGGGCGGGUCGCUGCACGGCCCUCGAGCCCUGACCUUGGCAAUGGCAGCACCAACGGCCGUGCCCGUCGCACUGUGACCUUCCAGGAGCCAGAGGCUGCUGAUGGUUACAACCCCAGUGCUGCUCCAGGCAGUGAGCAGCAGCAGGGGCAAGAGAAGGAGAGAGAGAAGCCAGGAAAGGAGAACAAGGGGAAGGAGGCCAGUGCAUCAUCAGCAGCACCACUCACAAUGGCAGCAGGGGGGGGAGUGAAUGUUGGGGGGGCAGCGGUGUACCACCACCCUCCUGGCAUGCCGCAUCACUCCCCAUAUGGGUCCCUCCCAGAGGCAGGUGGGGUGGCACCUGGGCGACGGGGGAGCAUGGAGGGCCAGGAGAAACUCGGGAUGCUGAAUAACGGCGUCCAUAUGAGCAAUGCUUAUGGGUAUACUGCACAUACUGCACCCCAUCAGAGUCACGCUCCUGCGCCUAUGCUUGUUCAUGGUGGUCCUGGCGCGGCAAGCCCUGCAGCUGUGGGGUUUGGCGAGGGGCUUAGAGAGGCGAGGCUGAAGCAGGAGAGGGAGUAUUUGGAUAUGUUGAGGGAGAGGGAGGCUGCGUGGGUUGGAUCGGAGCAAGAUGGGGAGAAGAAGAAAUCGUCUGGCUUAAGGAAGUUGUUUGGUGGCUUUGGAAAGUAG
Molecule: messenger RNA, 5631 nt
Organism: Closterium sp. Naga37s-1
Lineage: Eukaryota; Viridiplantae; Streptophyta; Zygnematophyceae; Desmidiales; Closteriaceae
Source: the annotation of a GenBank genome assembly